CUCGGGAACGCCGGAAGGAACGCCGCAGGGGCGAGGGGCAUCGGGAAACUCGGGAACGCCGGAAGGAACGCCGCAGGGGCGAGGGGCAUCGGGAAACUCGGGAACGCCGGAAAUUCCUCGGAGGACAGGAACGCCGCAGGGGCGAGGAGCGGCAUCGAGAAAUUCGGGAACGCCGGAAAUUCCGCAGAGGCCAAGGAACGCCGCAGGGGAGCAGAGGGGCAUCGGGAAACUCGGGAACGCCGACAACGCCGGGAAUUUCAGGAGGGCGAGGAACGCCGCGGUCUGCCCGCAAUCCCAGGGGAGACGUUCCCAAGGUGGCGUUCACGGGAGUGGCGGAGCUGGAGGCGCUGGAGCAGCGCGUGCGGGCGCUGGGCUGGGCCGUGAGCGCCAGCGCGCGCGACUGCUCCCACCUCGUCACCGACCGCGUGUGCCGCACCGUCAAGAUGCUGUGCGCCGUCGCCAGGGGCGUGCCCGUCGUCACGCCCGCCUGGAUCCAGCAGUGUGAGCAGAGUGGCCGCGUGGUGGACAGCGAUGCGUUCAUCGUGAGCGACGAGGAGCAAGAGGCCAAGUUCCACUUCCGGCUCAGAGAGUCGCUCCUUGCGGCGAGAGAGAGGCCGCUGUUCCACGGCUGCCGCGUGCACGUGACCGCCGGAGUGAAGCCCGAGCCGGUCCACAUGCGCGACAUCGUGGAGUGCGGCGGGGCCACCUGGCUACCCAAAGUGCCUCGCACUGCACAGGCCGGACUGCUGGUGGUGUCGUGCCCCGAGGACUCUGUGCGUCUGCGCGAUUGCCGCGGCGUUGACGUGGUGAGCGCCGAGCUCAUCCUCACCGGCGUGCUCAGGCAGAGACUGGACGUUGACGCUCACCGCCUCAGCAUCAGCCGCGGAGACGAGGCAGACAGCUCGGACAUCGAUGGGGGCAGAGACGUAGAGCAGCGCGCACGCAAGCGCGCCAGCGUGCCGGCUGCGCGGGGAGCCCAGGUUGCCUCCAAACGCCGGCGCUGAAGACGACGAUGACGACGAUGAGGUGGUGGAGGUACAGGAGGUGGAUGAUGAAGAUGAUCAUGAGGAGAUGGAGGAGGUGGAUGAUGAUGUUGAUGAUGAUGGGACCAUUCUGCGUGGGUGCGUGUGUCUGGGGUUGGAUUGGGGAGCGGCGGUGCAGCGGUUAGCGCUGCGCUGUGUAAUCCUGGGGAACCAAGUUCGAUUCCCGCUCAUGACCAGAGGUCGCAACCGGGUACCCGAUACCCGUACCCUACCUGAUACCCGGCUACCCGUACCCAGCCGGGUACGGGUACGGGUAGGCCGUGAGUCACUGGUGAGUAACCGUUUGUCACUCAUUUUGGGUAGGGUACGGGUAGGGAACGGGUACCCGUACCCGGCCGGGUACGGGUACCCGUUUGCGACCCUGGUGCGGCCGGGUACGGGUACGGAAUCAAAACCCGUUUGCGACCUCUGGUCUGGGGUUGGAUUGGGGAGCGGCGGUGCAGCGGUUAGCGGUGCGCUGUGUAAUCCUGGCGAACCAAGUUCGAUUCCCGCUCACGACCACCACCAACACCAGUGACGAUACUCUGAACCGAUUCUAGGCCUCCUCUCUGUCGGCUUGGCCUCAAAUGAGUACCUGGUGCGGUGUGUAAAAAUCACCACUGGGGAGACAAAGGCGGCCGGGCGUGGUGCUGGCCACCCACCCCCUGGUGUGCCGUGCCGGCCUUCAUAGGUGUAGUUUGUAUGUUAUUGCAAAACGGAACCUAUUUUGGUGUUUGGCAUGUUAACACUUCCUGUUUUAUUGCCAGAAAGGGUCCAAACCUCUUUUGAUUUUUCAUCAUUUUUGAUGCUGGCAACAAGUUCCCGUAGAUAUAACUGCUCGACACAAGGACAUCGGUGCACCGAUACUUACAUUGGCAACAAACCCUCCACCUACAUACAAUAUCACUGGUAUUGGUCUAAAACGUCCCAGCGCUGAAAAUAUAAUAUAACUCAGCCGGGAUCACACGGUAGCAGCGGCAGGGACAUCACUGCCGCUACUGCAUGGAGAACCUGGCAGGAACCUCCUGGAAAAAAGAGUCUUUCCAGGGCUAAACAAGUAUCACAAUAAAUAAUAAUAUUCACAUCAUUGUCCGUGUCUCUGUGUGUGUGGGAGCGGUGGUGUCGUGGGUUGGGGCGCCGUGCUACAAACCCGGCGACCCGGGUUCAAUUCUCCGCUCCCGGCAAACACCAACGACGAUGAUCUGAAUCGGUACCUGGGCCUCUCCCCUAGGUCUACUCAGCUUCCAAUGAGUACCCGGUGCGGUGUGUUACCAUCGCCGCUGGGGAGACAAAGGCGGCCGGGCGUGGUGUUGGCCACCCACCCCCUCGUGUGCCGUGCCGGCCUUCAUAGGUGCUGCUCGCUAACAGCACUUGUCCCAACAGUCUGUUGAGGCUACAUGGGGGAGUGGGUGGUCUUUGUAUGUCCCAGGUCUGUAUCGCGACAGACCUGGGACAGACAUCUGUGUGCUGUUGAUGAUGAUGAUGAAAACAACAAUGAUAUUACUAUUUUCAUUCUUGGUUCUUUCGGUAAAGUCAGGUCGAAGGGAAACAACAAAAUACUACAAAUGAAAUAAACGACUGCAA
Molecule: messenger RNA, 2606 nt
Organism: Lethenteron reissneri (Far Eastern brook lamprey)
Lineage: Eukaryota; Metazoa; Chordata; Hyperoartia; Petromyzontiformes; Petromyzontidae
Product: mediator of DNA damage checkpoint protein 1-like
Cellular component (GO): nucleus
Source: RefSeq, a predicted model, not a curated record